Molecule: messenger RNA, 1971 nt
Organism: Marmota flaviventris (yellow-bellied marmot)
Lineage: Eukaryota; Metazoa; Chordata; Mammalia; Rodentia; Sciuridae
Product: olfactory receptor 7D4-like
Biological process (GO): G protein-coupled receptor signaling pathway
Cellular component (GO): membrane
Molecular function (GO): G protein-coupled receptor activity; olfactory receptor activity
Source: RefSeq, a predicted model, not a curated record
AUGGAAGCAAAAAACCAUACAGUCCUAUCCCAAUUCCUCCUCCUGGGCCUCUCAGAGGAUCCUGAAUUGCAGCCCCUCCUCUUUGGACUGUUCCUGUCCAUGUACCUGGUCACAGUGCUCGGGAACCUGCUCAUCAUCCUGACCAUCUCCUCUGACUCCCGCCUCCACACCCCCAUGUACUUCUUCCUCUCCAACCUGUCCCUCAUUGAUAUCUGCUUCAUCUCCACCACAGUCCCCAAAGUGAACUUCCAGGCACAGGACAAAAAUGACAUUUCCUACAUAGAGUGCCUCACUCAGGCAUAUUUUUUUAAUACCUUUAUUGGAAUGGAUAAUUUCCUACUGACUGUAAUGGCCUAUGACCGCUUUGUGGCCAUCUGCCACCCCCUGAACUAUGCAGUCAUCAUGAACCCCUGCUUCUGUAUCCUCCUGGUUCUGAUGUCUUGGAUCAUCAUGUUCUGGUUCUCUUUGAUUCAUAUUCUGCUGUUGAAUCGACUGGCCUUCUCCAUGGGCACUGAAAUCCCACAUUUCUUCUGUGAAGUGACUCAGCUUCUCAGGGUGGCCAGCUCUGACACCCUCAUCAAUAAAGUCUUUCUUUACAUGGCAACCGCUCUGCUCGGUGUGUUCCCUGUCACUGGGAUCCUCUUCUCUUAUUUUCGGAUUAUCUCCUCCUUAAUGAAGAUGUCCUCUUCUGUGGGCAAGUACAAAGCAUUUUCCACCUGUGGGUCCCACCUCUGUGUGGUCACCCUGUUCUACGGAACAGCACUUGGAGUUUACCUCAGUUCUGCUGUGACCCAUUCUUCCCAGAGAACCAUGAUCACCUCAGUGAUGUACUCUGUGGUCACCCCCAUGCUGAACCCCUUCAUCUAUAGUCUGAGGAACAAAGAUAUGAAGGGGGCCCUUCGGAGACUUGUAGAAAAAGCAGCAUCUUCCGCCCUGGAAAUGCUGACUCUCUCCAAGACUCUCACUGGAGACAUCCCUUCUGCACAGCCUUUGUACAGAGAGUUGGAGCGGAGAAGUCAGAUGCACCAGCUCCAUGGAAGUGGAAACUGCACAAGUGAAUCAGAAUUCCUCCUCCUGGGCCUCUCAGAUGGUGCUAAACUGCAGCCCAUCCUCUUUGGACUGUUCCUGUCCAUGUACCUGGUCACAGUGCUUGGGAACCUGCUCAUCAUCCUGGCUGUCAGCUCUGACUCCCACCUCCACACCCCCAUGUACUUCUUCCUCUCCAACCUGUCCUUUGUUGAUAUCUGCUUCAUCUCCACCACGGUCCCAAAGAUGCUGGUGAACAUCCAGGCACAGAACAAAGACAUCUCCUACACAGAGUGCCUGGCACAGGCAUAUUUUUUAAAUACAUUUGCUGCAAUGGAUAAUUUCCUACUGACCAUGAUGGCUUAUGACCGGUUUGUGGCCAUCUGUCAUCCAUUGAACUACAUAGUCACCAUGAAUCCACGGUUCUGUGUUCUUCUGGUUCUGCUGUCUUGGCUCAUCAUGUUCUGGGUCUCCCUGGUUCAUAUUCUACUGGUGAAGCGACUGACCUUCUCCGCUGGCACUGUUAUCCCACAUUUCUUCUGUGGACUGGCUCAGCUUUUCAAGGUGGCCACAUCUGAUACACUCAUCAAUAAUAUUUUUCUGUAUGUGAGCACCACUGUGCUGGGGGUUUUUCCUAUGACUGGGAUCCUCUUCUCCUACUCUCAGAUUGUCUCCUCCUUAUUGAGGAUGUCCUCUUCUGUGGCCAAGUAUAAAGCAUUUUCCACCUGUGGGUCCCACCUCUGUGUGGUUGCCCUAUUUUAUGGGGCAGGCCUUGGGGUUUACCUCAGUUCUGCUGGGACCCAUUCUUCCCAGAGAACCAUGAUUGCCUCCGUGAUGUACACUGUGGUCACCCCCAUGCUGAACCCCUUCAUCUACAGCCUGAGGAAUAAGGAUGUGAAGGGGGCCCUGUGGAGACUCCUCAGCAGAGCAGGUUUUGACCCUUGA